ACGUGAAAUUCAAAAAAUAUCAAAAUUCUAAAAACUCUGAUCAUUGAGAAUAGAUUUGCAAAUGUUGGGAUUUUUGUAGAAUAAUUUAGUUGACAUUUUAAGGUUGCAGAAUCAUUGCUGGAAAGGGACUGCAUGUGAAAUUUGGUGUAAUUGGUUGUGAAGGCAGUGAGAAUGUCGGUGAGCGUGGAGGACGUGUGCGUGGAAGACGACGAUCUGGCGCUGGAGGACGCGGACGAGGAAGCGGACAACGAGAACAACCAGCCCCGCUUCGCCGUUUGCGCUUCCUGCCAGCAUGUAUCGCAUCAGCAUGCCAAGGUUGACGCUAGGAGAAGCAGUGCAUCGAUGCAGGGAGGGGAGUGUAACAGCACACAACAACGGCGCAGGAGUUGGCAGAGUUCGCACACGCAUGCUUCUCCGUAUUCCGAUGACGAUAACGCGUCUUCCCUGCACCAAACCGACUCCGAGCUCCUCUCCGCCAGUAGCCUGGAGCGGCGUCUACGCAAUGUCCUCAAGACGCAGAACGCCGGGGACGAGGAGAAUGCCGCGCAGUCAAGGAAGAAGCUCGCUAAGGAGGUUCGCGGAGGCGCGCCAGUUUCCGUGGAUUUCGCUGUUCCGGCGUUGAUGGAGGAGGAUCUCGGGAGGAAUCGCGGGGGAGACGAGGGGCGACGGGGGCGGGCGCGGAUAAGGACGGAAUCGGGGUGCCGGGAGGGGCGGGAGGGCGCGGGACGGGGGUAUCCCGCGGAUUUCGAUGCUGUGAUGGGUGGCGUUCCGGUGGCGGAGAAUUUCAAAACAGGGGACUUUCCUCUGCAGCAGGGGAGUUUUUGGGAUUACGUGGUGCGGUCUUGCCGGCGAGACCAGGGACAACGCGAGGACAAGGAGCGGAUGGCGGAGAAGCGCCGCCGUAUUCAGACCUUCCUUUCCGUCCCCUUCGAAGUAGAAAAGGUGAUGUCGCUGGGUACAAUCCAGUGCGCGGACGCCUUCCUGUACGUGUUCACCAUCUUCCCCAUCCGGCUGUGCAUCGCCUGGUGGCACGUGCUGCUGCUGGUGGGCAGGCUCUUCCGCAGUCUCCUGCACGUGGCCUGGCUGCGCCGGCGCCGCCUCCCGCCGCAGUCCGCCGACAAUCCGCGGCGUCUGUACCCCACCACCUGCAUCUGCGAGAUGAUCAAGGGCUCCUUCAUCUUCCUCGGCGUCUGGCUCUUCACCUGGCUGGACCUCUCCGUCAUGUAUCACUUUCUGCGCGGCCAGGCCGUCGUCAAGCUCUACAUCAUGUUCAACAUGCUCGAGGUGGCGGACCGGCUGUGCUCCUCCUUCGGGCAGGACAUCCUGGAGUCCCUCUUCUGGACGGCCUCCCCCGCCGGCAAGGACCGGCCGGGCUACAAGACCAUCAGCCAGCUGGGCAUCAUCCCGCAGAUCAUCACCGCGCUCCUCUAUGUCAUGGUGCAUUCCUUGGUGGUCCUCGUGCAGAUCACCACGCUGAACAUCGCCAUGAACUCACAGAACCGCGCGCUCCUCGUCAUUCUCCUCUCCAACAACUUUGUGGAGAUCAAGGGCAGUGUGUUCAAGAAGUUCGAGAAGAAGAACCUGUACCAGAUCUCCUGUAGUGACGUGCGCGAGCGCUUCCAGUUCAUCGUGUUGCUGCUGAUGGUGGUCAUCCGCAACAUGACGGAGCUCGGCUGGAAAAUGGAUAAUUUCUGGGCGUGCCUGCCGGACGCGUUGCUGAUCAUCGUGGCGGAGGUGGUGGUGGACUGGACGAAGCACGCCUUCAUCACCAAGUUUAACGAGAUCAGCAUGUCGGUGUACCAGGACUACACGUACAGUCUGGCCUACGACUUCGCCACCAGCCACCUGGAUAACAACAAGUUCGCGGACCAGAGCGACUCGGUGGUGCGGCGCAUGGGCUUCGUGCCCAUCCCGCUGGCCAUCAUCGUCGUCCGCAUCGUCUACCAGAGCUUCCGCUUCGACGACGUCCGCGACUGGCUCCUCCUCGGCCUCGGCUACGUAUGUCUGCUGACGACGAAGCUGCUGAUCAACGUGCACCUGCUGCGCUGGUGCUACAACCUCAUCACGGAGCACCGCAGCAAGCACCGCGCGGAACGCCGCUGCCACAGCACGCCGGGCACGCGCGCCGGCUCCAUCAGCAGUCUGGUGGAGGUGAUGGAGCGCACUGCCCGCAGCGCCCCCUCCACGCCGCCCCCCGCGCCCCCGCGCCGGCCGCGCGCCCCCUCCGUCGGGCAGACGCCGCUCUUCGCCAACAGCGAGCUGGAGCUGACGCUCAUGAACGAGCACCUCCGCGAGCCGCCGCCGCCGCGGCCCCUCACGCCGGCGCUCAGUCGCUCCACCUCCAGCAACGCCGGCAAGAUUGACAAGGACAAGGAGGAACGCUGAUAGGGUCAAGGAUGUUUUCAUUAAUCAAGAAGGAGAGUUUCUUCCGUUGUAAUUUUUUUAACAAUUCUUGUGAUAACUGCCGGUUGGUUCGGAGAGGGUUUUUAUUCGUCCGCGCUUGUUAGAGAAGCGUUAUGUUUGUUUCUGGAUUAAUUCUCGCUCAUUUUCGUGCCCGUAUGUAUGUUUUUUACCAGUAACUACGCUGCUUCCGGUGCCGAGUUACUUACUGUAUGUUUGUUGAAUAAUACUGUAGUCAACGACAA
Molecule: messenger RNA, 2645 nt
Organism: Paramacrobiotus metropolitanus
Lineage: Eukaryota; Metazoa; Tardigrada; Eutardigrada; Parachela; Macrobiotidae
Product: transmembrane anterior posterior transformation protein 1-like
Exons: 9
Coding region: 172-2385 (737 amino acids)
Biological process (GO): maintenance of protein localization in endoplasmic reticulum; positive regulation of cilium assembly
Cellular component (GO): ciliary basal body; endoplasmic reticulum membrane
Source: RefSeq, a predicted model, not a curated record